This is a messenger RNA of Macrosiphum euphorbiae (potato aphid), 1272 nucleotides long. Lineage: Eukaryota; Metazoa; Arthropoda; Insecta; Hemiptera; Aphididae. The record is from the annotation of a GenBank genome assembly.
AUGGAUGUGAUUGGAAUUGGUGCAGAGAAUUGCAAUGAUGAAGUUACCCAAUACCAAAUGGGCCGAUAUGUUAGUAGUAAUGAAGCAGUUUGGCGAAUAUUUUCUUUUCCCAUUCAUGAGAGACACCCUUCAGUUGUUCAUUUAGCUGUGCAUUUAGAAAAUGGACAAAGAGUGUAUUUUACACCACAGAACGCAGUACAAAGAGCAGCUCAGCCACCUUCUACUACAUUAACCAGUUUCUUUGAGACAUGCCAAAACGAUGAUUUUGCACAAUCAUUGUUAUAUUCUGAAAUGCCAAAAUAUUAUACUUGGAAUAAAUCCUCAAGGAAAUUUAUACGACUGAAACAAGGAAAACCAAUUCAAGAAUACCCAGAUGUAUAUUCCACCGAUGUGAUUGGUCGAAUUUAUUCAGUACAUCCCAUUAAUGAUGAAUGUUUUUAUUUACGACUGCUAUUAGUCAAUGUACGUGGCCCAACAUCAUUCCAACAUUUACGAACUGUUGAUGGUGAAUUGUGUGGAUCCUACAGAGAAGCCUGUCAACGUUUGCAAUUGCUAGAAAAUGACGAUCAUUGGGAUCAAACUCUAAAUGAUGCUGUAAUAUCAUCAAGUGCUCAACAAAUACGAACAUUGUUUUCUAUAAUCAUAUGUACAUGCUACCCAUCAAAGCCAAUAGAUUUGUGGAUCAAGUACAAGGAUCAUAUAUUGUGUGAUGAUAUUUUGUAUCAAAUACGGAAUAGAAUGGGAAAUCUAAAUAUACAAAUCAAUGAAGAAAUUUUUAACGAAGCAUUGAUUUCAAUUGAGGACAUGUGCUUGAUGAUGUCAAACAAACUAUUAAUUCAAUUAGGCCUGAUCGCGCCCAAUCGUACAAUGCAUGAUGUUUUUAACAAAGAGGUGCACCGAGAAAAAACGUAUGAUCUCAACACUUUGAAAGAAUUAAUUCAAAAAAAUCUUCCACUGUUGAAUGAACAACAGAAGUAUGUAUUUGAUACUCUUAUGAAAGUAACAAAUUAUGAUACUGGAGGGAUAUAUUUCUUGGAUGCACCUGGUGGUACAGGAAAAACUUUUUUGAUUUCAUUAAUAUUAGCAACAAUUCGUUCACAAAAUAAAAUUGCACUUGCACUCGCUUCCUCGGGAAUCGCAGCAACUUUGCUUGAAGGUGGUCGAACAGCCCAUUCAGCACUAAAAUUGCCAUUAAAUAUGCAAAGCAAUGAAUUUCAAAGCUGCAACAUUUCGAAGAAAUCUGCAAUGGCAAAAGUUUUGCAGGAAUGUUAA